Messenger RNA from Coccidioides posadasii C735 delta SOWgp, 2123 nucleotides. RefSeq names its product Glucose-6-phosphate 1-dehydrogenase (gene ZWF1). Lineage: Eukaryota; Fungi; Ascomycota; Eurotiomycetes; Onygenales; Onygenaceae. The record is from RefSeq and is a predicted model, not a curated record. Gene Ontology annotation, cellular component: cytosol. Gene Ontology annotation, biological process: pentose-phosphate shunt, oxidative branch; glucose metabolic process. Gene Ontology annotation, molecular function: glucose-6-phosphate dehydrogenase activity; NADP binding.
CCCGGCUACGCACGUUGACUCAAUUUGAACCUCGAUUGUUGACCAUCUUCAUCUCUCAUUCCUAGAUGCUCCAUUGAUUUUAUCUUCCAUAACACACAUCUCCUCGACCAUCUAUAUCUCUCGUCUUGCGCGUGUGCCGAACAGUGCCCUCCCCCUCCCCGCCGGCAUCCCUCUUUUUUUUUUUUUUUUCCCUUUUGUUUCGUCUUUUGUCAUUUCAGCUCCAACCACAGACCUCAAUUGCACAAUGUCACCUUCACAGAACCACAAUGGGGAGCACCAGAAUCCUAGCGCUAAAGAGCUCAAAGAUGAUACGGUCAUCGUGGUCCUAGGCGCAUCUGGUGAUCUAGCAAAGAAAAAAACAUUCCCAGCCCUUUUUGGCCUCUUCCGCAACAAAUUCCUCCCGAAAGACAUUAAGAUCAUCGGAUAUGCUCGAACGAAGAUGGACCAUGCGGAAUUCAUCAAACGCGUCCGCUCGUACAUUAAAGUUCCCACAAAAGAGAUCGAAGAGCAGCUGGCUAGUUUUUGUGAACUCUGCACCUAUGUCGCCGGUCAAUAUGAUCAAGAUGACUCUUUCAUCGCCUUGAAUAAGCACCUGGAGGAGCUAGAGAAGGGAAAAACCGAGCAGAACAGAGUAUUCUACAUGGCCCUACCUCCGAGCGUUUUCGUCCCCGUAUCAGAGCACCUAAAAAAGAAUUGCUACCCGAAAAAAGGCAUUGCAAGGAUUAUUGUCGAGAAACCGUUUGGCAAAGAUCUCGAGAGUUCGCGCGAGCUGCAAAGAGCGCUCCAGCCUAACUGGAGAGAAGACGAAGUUUUCCGUAUCGAUCACUAUCUCGGAAAAGAGAUGGUGAAGAAUAUUCUCAUCCUUCGGUUCGGAAACGAAUUCUUCAAUGCUACUUGGAAUCGACACCAUAUCGACAACGUGCAGAUUACGUUCAAAGAGCCUUUCGGUACGGAAGGAAGAGGAGGCUACUUUGACGAGUUCGGCAUCAUCCGUGACGUGAUGCAGAACCAUCUACUUCAAGUCCUCACCCUCCUCGCAAUGGAACGUCCUGUUUCCUUCUCCGCAGAAGAUAUUCGUGAUGAGAAAGUCCGUGUGUUACGCGGUAUUGACCCUAUCAAGCCGAAGAAUGUGAUUAUUGGACAGUACGGCAGAUCCCUGGAUGGAACGAAACCCUCCUACUUGGAGGACGACACUGUUCCCAAAGAUUCCAGGUGCCCAACCUUUUGCGCCAUGGUGGCCUAUAUCAAGAAUGAACGCUGGGAUGGUGUCCCCUUCAUUUUAAAAGCUGGGAAAGCCUUGAAUGAGCAGAAGACUGAAAUCCGCAUUCAAUUCCGUGACGUGACGUCCGGCAUAUUUAAAGACAUUCCCAGAAACGAACUUGUUAUUCGCGUACAACCCAACGAGUCGGUGUACAUUAAGAUGAACUCCAAGCUUCCCGGUCUCUCCAUGCAAACAGUCGAAACCGAGCUCGAUCUCACGUACCGUCGAAGGUUCUCCGAUUUAAAGAUCCCUGAGGCGUACGAAUCGUUAAUUCUAGACGCGCUGAAGGGCGACCACUCCAACUUCGUCCGUGACGACGAGCUGGAUGCCAGCUGGAGAAUUUUCACACCACUUCUUCAUUAUCUCGAUGAUAAUACGGAUAUAAUCCCAAUGGAGUACCCCUAUGGCUCGCGUGGUCCUCCGGUACUUGACGAUUUCACAGCUUCAUUCGGAUACAAAUUCAGUGACGCGGCUGGGUACCAAUGGCCUCUUACAACUGCACCCAACCGCUUAUGAGGCUCCAGAACCCACAUUGUUGAUGUGCAGAAAUAUCCUUAUUUGUUGAUAAAUCAAACUCGUUUUUUGCCCCAUGUAUGAAUGAAAAAGGAAAAGAAAAGUGGUAAUGGUUUAGGACUUAAGCUUCUCACUUAUUUGUGUUAUUUUUUUUCUUUCUUUCUUUCUUUCCUUUUAAUCUGUAUUGUUUUUUUGUGCAACGAAUGGGGAGAAUGAAUUCGGCAGCCAAGGUUUUUGUGGCGCUUCUCCCACUGGUUUCUUAGAUUUGUUAAGCAUGAGUGAUGCAGCUUUUUGCUACCUUUUCUGGAUGUAUAUGAUCUGUCUUCUGUUCAAUUCAAUCCGUACGACG